Molecule: messenger RNA, 3135 nt
Organism: Anoplopoma fimbria (sablefish)
Lineage: Eukaryota; Metazoa; Chordata; Actinopteri; Perciformes; Anoplopomatidae
Product: heparan sulfate glucosamine 3-O-sulfotransferase 3A1-like
Exons: 2
Coding region: 193-1299 (368 amino acids)
Molecular function (GO): [heparan sulfate]-glucosamine 3-sulfotransferase activity
Source: RefSeq, a predicted model, not a curated record
CACCUGAGCGGACACAUCGGUAGAGACGCACCUGUGCUCUCUGGUUCCUGUCUCACCUGUGUGCAGCAGGUAUCUCUCUGUGUGUGUGUGGAGCAGACAGAGGUGUUAUCCAGGUGUUAUUCAUGGCAAAAAGGCUGAAUAAUGUGCGCCUAGAAUGGCUGUGGCUCCUGCACCGACCCCCCAGGGACCGGUAUGGCUUUUAGCCGCAUCAGUAAGCUGGACCCCCCGUCCCGAGGCAUCUUCAGGAGAGCGGUGGUCAUGCUGUGCUCCCUCCUCACCUCUCUCUUCCUCCUGCACUGCGUCACCUCCACCUCCACCUCCACCUCCACCUCGCCGGUCCAUGCGUCCUCCAGCCGGGCAGCUCGGCUCUUCGAGGACUGGAAGUCACUGAGGACUAGAAGACUGGAGUGGACCAUCUCCUCCCGGCAGGACUCCUUCAUCUUACCUGCACCUGGUCUGGUCUCCUCCAGGAGACUAGUGUCUCCCAGGUUCGCAGGUAAACUCAGUCCUCUCGGGGAGGGGAGCAAGAAGCUGCCUCAGGCUCUCAUCAUCGGGGUGAAGAAAGGAGGCACCCGGGCUCUGCUGGAGUUCCUCCGGGUUCAUCCAGACAUCAGAGCCGUGGGAGCAGAGCCGCACUUCUUCGACCGCAACUAUGAGAACGGGCUGGAGUGGUACAGAGAGCUGAUGCCCAAGACUCUGGAGGGCCAGAUCACCAUGGAGAAAACCCCCAGCUACUUUGUGACCAGAGAGGCUCCAGCCAGGAUCGCCGCCAUGUCCCGGGACACCAAGCUGAUCGUGGUGGUGAGGGACCCCGUCACCAGGGCCAUCUCGGACUACACGCAGACGCUGUCCAAGAAGCCCGACAUUCCCUCUUUCGAGAGCCUCACCUUCAAAAACAGGACUACGGGGCUCAUCGACACCUCGUGGAGCGCCGUCCAGAUCGGCAUCUACGCCAAGCACCUGGACAACUGGCUGCAGUACUUCCCCAUGGAGCAGAUCCUGUUUGUGAGCGGCGAGCGGCUGAUCAGCGACCCGGCCGGAGAGCUGGGCCGCGUGCAGGACUUCCUGGGGCUCAAGAGGAUCAUCACGGACAAACACUUUUACUUCAACCAGACCAAGGGUUUCCCGUGCCUCAAGAAGGCCGAGGGCAGCAGCAAGCCCCACUGCCUGGGCAAAACCAAAGGGAGGACCCAUCCGAACAUUGACCCCGAGGUGGUGCAGAGGCUACGGGACUUCUACAGGCCCUUCAACAUGAAGUUCUACCAGAUGACAGGGCGCUUCUUUGGCUGGGAUGACUGAAUAUGUGUUUUCACUGAGGACUGUGAGAGAUACUGUAGCGGAGUAUUAGGAGCACUCUACGGGGGAAAUAAUAAUAUUUCAAUAAAAAAAGUCAUAAUCUUACAAGUAUUAAGUCUAACUUUACAAAAAAAGUUGUAAGGUUCAAAGACGGAAUUUGUAAAAUUUAUGAAAAAUAAGAAGAAUAUAUUUUGUGAAUAACCCAAAACUUACUUUGUACAAAUCGUGUUUUGGCGAGCAAAAAUAUUUAUAGUAUUUAUGGAGAGUAAGGCAACGCUAAAACAGGCACAUCUAAUCUAACCAAGCCUAUAUAGUUAUUUAAUUUUGGUUGUUGUUGAAAACAUAACUUUUUAGUAUAAAAGUUCUAACUUAUUUUAUAUUAUAUUGUUAUUAUUCUUACUCAUUCAUACAUUGUUAGACUUCAUCUAGUCAAAUAUAAGACUAAAUUAAAGUAUUUAAUAGUGUUUUUAAAUGUACAACAUAGUUCACAUAAUAUAUAAAUAUAUAUUCAAGAAUAUAAUAUUCAAGAAUAUAUUGCAAAUUUCCCCACUGCGGGACUAAUAAAGGAUUAUCUUAACUUAUCUUAUAACAACCAAAAUGUUACAGUAAGUAUUCUUAAAAUAUCUUUAAAUAUUUUUUGCCAAAUUAUCUGACAUUUUCUCAAAUAUAUGUGAUUUUUUUUCAACUAUUUCCUCAAAAUAUUAUGACUUUAAUUGUGUAUUUUUCCCCCCUAACAGUGUUCCUAGUACUCCGUCCUCAGCACUAACUCUAAGCAAUAUGUGUCGGUUAGAGGAGAGACAGGCUUUCAGAUAUGCAAUAUUUCACUGUUACUUCUUUCAUCGUCAGAGCUGCCUCUAAUCCACAAUCAUGGAGAUAUUUUUCUUCUAAAAAAAUAUUGAGUUCUCGAAGGAUUUGCAUCAUAUCUCCCUGCACUAUCUGAAGUUUUUUUGUUAUUCAGUUUGGAGUCCUUGGCUGUGACCCAGAAAUAUAGUAUGCAGUGCUUCUUUAAGAAGAUGGGUGAAAUCACAUUUUGUCCAGGGGCUUUUGAUAAAAGCUCUAAAGUAAUGCCAUAUUUUAAUCAUUCAUAGCUGCUUUCAAAUUUGAGAAUUUUUCUAGCAAAAAAAAAAGAAUAUGAAAAUAUAUGUAUUUUUGAAAUGUAUUUAUUCAAGAAGUAAACAAGCAGUAUGUAUGUAUGUAUGUUGAAUAACACCUCAGAGAUUAUUCGUUCUUUUAUUAUUAUGCUUCCCAUGCCUUUAGAGUUUUGUUUGUUUUAUACUAAGAACAUGUUAUCCUCAUUUUAAGUUCAGGUCAUCCGUUCUAAUAUAUAUAUGUGGGAACGCUCGUCUCCACUUCGCUUUCAGUGCCAGAGCUGUGAGUUUGUUAUUUCGAGGGUCGUUUGCCAACCUUCAGCUAACCAAGUUACAGGCAAAGACAGCACUCACUGUUAUUCAAGCAGCAGCGACUCCUUCCCAAACUGUGACUCAAAUUUCCUCAACAUGCCUCCUUGUGAAUUGAAUACACUUGAUGUCACUGGCCUUCCUCCCCUCGAGGCGAUGUGUGCGUGGAAGUGUUUUUAAACCCGCGGAGCACGAGAACAAUGGCCGAGUUGUGUUCCCUAAUUUCCGUCUACUUGUGUGUGAGCCACUUUCUGAAAGCAGAUGUGCCUCAAAAGACUCGAAGCCAUGUUGUGUUUUGGUGUGAGCAUCAGAGAAGAACCUAAUAUAGAUUUUUCUUGAGGGGGGGUUAUAUUACCAAUCUAAUUGUGCUGUUCUGACUGUUGUUUUCUUAAGAUGUUGGAAUUUUUAAGGCACUCCUUGAAUAAAAAAAAAUAUAUGUAAA